AUGUUGGAUAAUUAUGGGGGAUAUAUGGUUGCUUUUGCUGGGCAUAAAUAUGCUGCAAGGUCUACUGCGGCUUUUGUUGCCAAUAGUACCUACACUGUCACCAACUUUACUCUUGUGCUUGAGUUCACCGAGGGCAGGCUACAGCACCUGCAUUGGAAAAGGGAUGGGUGCGUCAAAUGUUCUGGGAGCUCUAGGUUCGUUUGCCUGCACAAUCGGGACUGUGCAAUCAAGACAAACAGCUACAAAACCCAUGGAGGCACUGUGGAUUGCAGUCUCAGGAUCCAAUUGGCAUUUUCUGGGAUGGAUAAGCACCUAUCCGUUCUGAACUCAUGGUAUGAAGCACAGAACCUUGGUCAGUACUCCCUUUAUGGUCUGUAUUCAAAUCUGAAGGAUUCUCUCACUAGCCAGUAUAAGAAGUUUUUCUGA
Molecule: messenger RNA, 426 nt
Organism: Rosa chinensis
Lineage: Eukaryota; Viridiplantae; Streptophyta; Magnoliopsida; Rosales; Rosaceae
Exons: 3
Coding region: 1-426 (141 amino acids)
Source: RefSeq, a predicted model, not a curated record